Messenger RNA from Periophthalmus magnuspinnatus, 1153 nucleotides. RefSeq names its product excision repair cross-complementation group 1 (gene ercc1). The record is from RefSeq and is a predicted model, not a curated record. The transcript is spliced from 9 exons. The coding region runs from base 74 to 1042 and encodes 322 amino acids. Gene Ontology annotation, cellular component: nucleotide-excision repair factor 1 complex; ERCC4-ERCC1 complex; nucleus. Gene Ontology annotation, molecular function: single-stranded DNA binding; damaged DNA binding. Lineage: Eukaryota; Metazoa; Chordata; Actinopteri; Gobiiformes; Gobiidae. Gene Ontology annotation, biological process: mitotic recombination; nucleotide-excision repair; meiotic mismatch repair.
GUCAACCAAGAGCGGAAAUGUGCGACAGCUGGAGCUUGAAAUUGAGCGCUUUUAGUGCUAAUUUACUCAAAAUAUGAAGAAAAGAUUCCACAUCAACCUGGACGACAGCGCGUUCACCAAAGAAAGAACCCCGCCAAAGCCACAAUUCAAGUUGUCUUCAAAUAAUGAAGACACCAACAGUGCAACUACAGCACAGCCCCUGUCCUAUGCAGAGUAUGUAGUCCAAAACAAGAACAGUUCCACAGACGGACCCUCCUCCAAGCUGCCCAGGCCUGGAGACCCUUCUGAAGCCCAUAGCUCAGCAUCUUCUGCACAGAAAGGUGGUGAGAUACUUGAGGACUGCAUCAAAACCACUGACGAGGCAAAGGAUGAGGGAGUCCAGAAGUCCAGUUUAGUCCAAAAUCUGGGGCCAAAGCCAGUGGGGUCUGGGAGCAGCAUUAUUGUCAGUCCACGUCAGAGGGGAAAUCCCAUUCUGAAGUAUGUGCGAAGCGUCCCGUGGGAGUUUGGAGAAGUGGUACCAGACUAUGUCCUGGGCCAGACCACCUGCGCCCUCUUUCUCAGUCUACGAUAUCACAACCUGAACCCCAACUACAUCCAUGAGCGCCUCAAACAGCUCGGCUCCAGUUUUGUCCUGAGAGUGCUGCUGCUGCUGGUGGAUGUGAAAGACCCUCACCACGCCCUGAAGGAGCUGGCCAGAAUCUGCAUCAUGGCCGACUGCACUCUGGUCCUGGCCUGGAGUCCAGAAGAAGCAGGACGGUACUUGGAAACGUACAAGUCCUAUGAGAAGAAGCCUGCUGACCUGCUAAAGGAGCAAGUGGAGAAGAACUACUUGUCUAAGGUAACAGACUGUAUGACCACGGUGAAGUCCAUCAAUAAAACCGAUGCCAUCACGCUGCUGUCCACCUUCUCUUCUGUAGAAGGAAUCAUCAAUGCCUCAAAGGAAGACUUGGUCCUCUGCCCAGGCCUCGGCCCUCAGAAGGCAAGAAGACUGCAUGACGUUCUACACAAGCCAUUCCUCAAAUCAAAGACUAAAGAUGGUUGAGAUGAACAUUUUCAUAAUAAGAAAAAAUACAAACAUUUCUUGAACAAUUUUUUAUCUGGAUUGUUACGUUGUAAUUUAAUUUAAUAAACCUGUUUUGUGUACUUGUUACUU